Molecule: messenger RNA, 14077 nt
Organism: Anolis carolinensis (green anole)
Lineage: Eukaryota; Metazoa; Chordata; Lepidosauria; Squamata; Anolidae
Gene: grin2a
Product: glutamate ionotropic receptor NMDA type subunit 2A
Exons: 14
Coding region: 1354-5778 (1474 amino acids)
Biological process (GO): excitatory postsynaptic potential; long-term synaptic potentiation; monoatomic ion transport
Cellular component (GO): NMDA selective glutamate receptor complex; plasma membrane
Molecular function (GO): NMDA glutamate receptor activity
Source: RefSeq, a predicted model, not a curated record
UUCUUCUGUGCGCCUCUUUGGCACGACGCUCGCUGCGGAGGAAGGGAAGAGAGGAGAGGAGGGGGAGAAGAAAAAAAAAAGAAAAAGAAAAGAAAGGCAGGCAGGCUCCUGUGCGCGUGCGCGUGGGUCUCUCCACGCGGGGACUGCGAGGGACUUUCCUGCUUCCUGUGGGAGCUCCGCGCCGCCGAGGAUGGAAGGCGAGAAGGGAGCGCGAGAAGCCCGCGACGCCUCCUGAAGCCCAAACCUUUGCGCGUUUUUGGAGAGGUGAAGGGGGGACCUCCUUCCGGACCCUCCCGCGUGGAAACGGCGGGAAAGAAACCCCAAUUGUGGGCGUUUUGCGAGACAAGAGACCCCCUCCAAGCCUCCCUUUGACUCCCAUCCCCGGGACUUGCUUUUUUCCCCGCGUGGAACGACGACCCAUUUCCAAGCGUUGCCUUGGAUUGCGCUUUGCGCUUUUUUUGGAGAGGUGAAGGGGGGACCUUCUUCCGGACCCUUUCGCGUGGAAACGGCGGGAAAGAAACCCCAAUUGGGGUCGUUUUGAGGGACAAGAGACCCCCUCCAAGCCUCCCCUUGACUCCCAGCCUCGGGGCUUGCUUUUUUCCCUGCGUGGAACGACGACCCAUUUCCAAGCGUUGCCUUGGAUUGCGUCUCCAAGCGCCAGGCUUGCAUUGCAUUGCUUCUCGAGCGGGACCUUGUUGGAGUUGGCCCCGAGAUACGAAAGAGGGAGGCUGAGAAAACUUGAAAGAGGAGGAGAAGAACGAGAAAAAAAAGGAAAAAAAGGAGAGUUUUUUGUUGUUUUUGUGGAGCCAGAAGGCAUCUCUCUCAGUCUCGCUUGGACCAAAGCGCGCUUCGCUUCCACUCUGUCGCCGCCUUCUCUCCUGCGAAACAUUUCCAGACGAAGGGUGAAAGCAAAGAAAGGAAAGACCUCUCCAUCCUGAGUCUUAUUAAAUGGCCUAAAGAAGGAGAAAAGCCCCGAAGGAAAGGAAGGAAAAGCCCCGAAGGAAAAGCAAUUUUUGUUGCCGGGUCUCCAGGAAUCCUUUUGCAAUGCCUUGGAAGACUCUCCGCUUGGAAUUAUGUGGAGGGCGACUGCAACCACCACCUUCGCAGGGAUAGCCCGCUGCGCCUACUCGCCUUGGCCUUCCUCUUCUUCCUCCUCCUCCUCCUCCUCUCGAGGAGGCCAUGCCGCGGCUGCAGUGCCCACCCAGGAGCCCCCCCGGCCCCCUCGGCCUGGCCUGGCCCCCCCAAGAUGGCAGCCCCCCAUGAGCCCCGCUCCUGAGCCCGCCUGCGACAUGCCCAACUUUGCCAACGCCGCCCAAGGAGAGGAGGAGGCUACCCACACUCACCGUCCUGGGCAUGGAUUUGGCCAAGAUGGCGCAGGUCUGCUGGGCUCUGCUGGUGCUGCAGGCGCUCCUGGCGGCGGAGUGGGCCCUGGUCCGCGGGGCCGCGGCGGAGAAGCGGAGCCCCCCAACGGUGCUGAACCUGGCGGUCAUCCUGGGCCGGACGCAGCUGGCCUCGGAGCGGGAGGUGCGGGGCCUCUGGACCCGCGAGCAGGCUGCCGGCCUGGCCCUUGACCUCAACGUGGUGCCCCUCCUGGUCAACCAGACCGACCCCAAGAGCAUCAUCACCAACCUCUGCGACCUGAUGUCCGGCACCAAGAUCCACGGCGUGGUCUUCGGCGACGACACCGACCAGGAGGCCGUUGCCCAGAUGUUGGAUUUUAUUUCCUCGCAGACCUUCAUCCCCAUCUUGGGGAUCCACGGCGGGUCGUCCAUGAUCAUGGCGGACAAGGACGAGAUGUCCACCUUCUUCCAGUUUGGGGCCUCCAUCCAGCAGGAGGCCAUCAUCAUGCUGAAGUUCAUGCAGUACUACGACUGGCACGUCUUCUCGCUGGUGACCAGCACCUUCCCUGGCUACCGGGACUUCAUCGCCUUCGUCAAGCACACUGUGGAGAACAGCUUUGUGGGCUGGGACAUGCAGGCCAUUGUGACGCUGGACACGGCCAUUGGGGACGCCAAGACCACCAUCCAGCUGAAGAAGAUCCACUCCUCGGUCAUCCUUCUCUACUGCUCCAAGGACGAGGCUGCCUUCAUCCUGGCCGAGGCCCGCUCCUUGGGGCUGACCGGCUACGAUUUCUUCUGGAUCGUGCCCAGCUUGGUGAGCGGGAACGUGGAGGUGGUCCCCAAGGAGUUCCCUGCGGGGCUGAUCUCGGUGGCCUACGACGAGUGGGACUACCGCUUGGACGCCCGGGUCCGGGACGGGCUGGGGAUUAUCGGCACGGCUGCCUCUGCCAUGUUGGAGAAGUACUCCUUCAUCCCGGAAGCCAAGACCAGCUGCUACGGACAGCUGGAGAGUGGCGACCGACCUUCCCAGACGCUCCACAGAUUUAUGAUGAACGUGACCUGGAAAGGGAGGGACCUGUCCUUCACCGAAGACGGCUACCAGGCCCACCCCAGGCUCGUGGUCAUUGUCCUCAACCAAACCCGCAACUGGGAGAAGGCGGGCAAGUGGGAGAACAACACGCUGAGCCACAAGUUUUCGGUGUGGCCCCGGUACAAUUCCUUCAACGACAGCGAGCCGGACAACAACCACCUGAGCAUCGUCACGUUGGAGGAGGCCCCUUUCGUCAUCGUGGAGGACAUGGACCCCUUGACGGAGACCUGCGUCAAGAACACCGUGCCGUGCCGCAAAUUCAUCAUCAUUAACAACAUCACCAAGGAAGGGAAGAAUGUGAAGAAGUGCUGCAAGGGCUUCUGCAUCGACAUCUUGAAGAAGCUCUCCAAGGCCAUCAAGUUCACUUACGACCUCUACUUGGUGACUAAUGGGAAGCACGGGAAGAAGAUCAACAACGAGUGGAACGGGAUGAUUGGGGAGGUGGUCAAGAAGCAAGCGGUGAUGGCCGUGGGCUCCCUCACCAUCAAUGGCGAGCGCUCGGAGGUGGUGGACUUCUCGGUGCCCUUCGUGGAGACAGGGAUCAGCGUCAUGGUCUCGCGGAGCAACGGCACCGUCUCGCCAUCGGCUUUUUUAGAGCCCUUUAGUGCUUCCGUUUGGGUCAUGAUGUUCGUCAUGCUGCUCAUCGUCUCGGCCAUCGCCGUCUUCGUCUUCGAGUAUUUCAGCCCCGUGGGCUACAACCGCAACCUGGCGCAAGGGAGAGAUCCUCAUGGACCCUCGUUCACGAUUGGGAAGGCCAUCUGGCUCCUCUGGGGUUUGGUCUUCAACAAUUCCGUCCCGGUCCAGAACCCCAAAGGGACCACCAGCAAGAUCAUGGUCUCGGUUUGGGCCUUCUUUGCGGUCAUCUUCCUGGCCAGCUACACGGCCAACUUGGCCGCCUUCAUGAUCCAGGAGGAGUUUGUGGACCAAGUGACGGGGCUGAGCGACAAGAAGUUUCAACAGCCCUAUGCCUAUUCGCCCCCGUUUCGGUUUGGGACGGUCCCCAACGGAAGCACCGAGAGGAACAUCCGGAACAACUACAAGGAGAUGCACGCCUAUAUGGUCAAGUACAACCAGAAGGGAGUGGAGGAUGCCCUGGUCAGCCUGAAAACUGGGAAGCUGGAUGCCUUCAUCUACGACGCAGCGGUGCUGAACUACAAAGCUGGCCGGGACGAGGGCUGCAAGCUGGUGACCAUCGGCAGCGGCUACAUCUUCGCCACCACCGGCUAUGGGAUCGCCCUCCAAAAAGGGUCACCCUGGAAGAGGGCCAUCGACUUGGCGCUCUUGCAGUUCGUCGGCGACGGUGAGAUGGAGGAGCUGGAGACACUGUGGCUGACGGGGAUCUGCCACAAUGAGAAGAAUGAGGUCAUGAGCAGCCAGCUGGACAUCGACAACAUGGCGGGUGUCUUCUACAUGCUGGCGGCCGCCAUGGCCCUCAGUCUCAUCACCUUUGUCUGGGAGCAUCUCUUCUACUGGAAGCUGCGCUUCUGCUUCACCGGCGUCUGCUCUGACCGGCCCGGAUUGCUCUUCUCCAUCAGCAGGGGUAUUUACAGCUGCAUCCACGGGGUCCAUAUUGAGGAGAAGAAGAAGUCCCCCAGCUUCACCUUGACCAGCUCCCAAACCAACAUGUUGAAACUCCUGCGGACGGCCAAGAACAUGACCAACAUGACCAACCUGAACCCCUCUCCCAAACGGACAGCGGACUUCAUCCACAGGGGUUCUCUGAUCAUGGAUAUGAUGAUGGACAAGGGGAACCUGAUGUUCCCGGACAACAACCGGACCUUUCCGCCAAAGGAGAACAUUUUCACAGACAACAUGAGUGACCUGCAGACCUACAUGGGCAACCGGCACAAGGACAACCUCAAUAACUAUGUUUUCCAAGGCCAGCACCCCCUGACGCUCAAUGAGUCCAACCCAAACACGGUGGAGGUGGCCGUGGCCACCAAGGCGGAGGGGAACUCGCGCCCGAGGCAGCUCUGGCGGAAAUCGGUGGAGUCCUUGCGCCAGGAAUCCCUUCGCCAGAGCCAAGGUCCGUCGCGAGAGUCCGAUUCGGAGGAGAACCGGCAGCACUCUUUGAAAGGGCCCCGAUUCCUCCCUGAAGAGAUCAUCCGCUCUGACGUUUCGGACACCUCCUGCCACGCGGAGCCGGCCGAGACCAACAACAAGCCCCACAAGUCCAAGGACAACACGAAGAAGAGACCCGUAGCCAAAUACCCAAAGGACUGCAGCGACGUUGAGUUGACAUAUCUGAAAAACAAAUCCCUGCCCCGGGAUAAAAUCUACAUCAUCGACGCGGAGAAGGAGCGCGGGUUCCGUCUGGACGCACCACAGUAUAUUGAGAACAUUAUCCUUCCGGAGUCGGUGGGCUUUUCGGAGGUGUAUCAGGAGCCCGACGAUAGCUACCACCCGGCAGAGACAUCGAGUAACAGGACGGCUUUGCCCGAUGAGGAGAGCCUUCCGAGCGAGGACCAGUACAAGCUCUAUUCCAAGCACUAUGCGGCGAAGGAGAAGAACGAGGCCAACGAGCGCUACCGACAGACGGCCACCCAUUGCCGGAGCUGUCUGUCCACUUUGCCCGCCUACGCCGGGCACUACUUGAGCCGCUCGCCCUACAAGUGCGACUCCUGCCUGCGGAUGGGGAACCUCUACGACAUCGACGAGGACCAGAUGUUGACGGACGCAGCCGCCGAGACAGUGCCGCGGGCAGAGAGCUACCGCCACAACUGGGUCCAGAACAACCAGACGCAGCCGCCCAAGAAGAGCAAGCUGAAGAUCGGACGGCAGCGUUCCUUCGACAAUCUUUUUGAAAAGGCCAGGGAGGCGGAUGCUGCGGCGAGACCGUCCCGCAGCAUCAGCCUCCGGGAGCGGGAGAAGCUCCUCGAAGGCGGAGGCGGAGGCGGCGGAGGCGGCCUUUUUGCGAGCCGCUUUAACGCUGCCCCGCAAAGCCAGUUCUUGAGCAACAAUGUUCCGCUUUUCACCCGCACUCUGGACGACGGGAAGAGGGUCCGGUCGGCAUACCCUGACCUCUCGGCGGAGACCCCUUUCCUACACUCGCUUUGCGGAGGCAGCGACGACCAGGCCUCGGCCCUCGGGCGCAGUCCGGGGAGCGUUUACCGACUCUCCUUGCCGACCAAAGGCGCGAGGAAUGAUAGUUACUCCCGGUCGUCGAUAAAGUCGACCGCCUCGUACUGUUCCAGAGACGGACGGGUCCACAACGACGUGUACCUUUUGGAGCCUGGGUUGCCUUACGCUGCAAAUCAGUUUAGCUCCUACACCACGCCGAGGGUGAUAAAUUCCUGCAGCAAUAGACGCAUAUAUAAGAAGAUGCCUAGCAUCGAAUCGGAUGUUUAGCGGUUUAUUUCCCUCCCCACGUUCCCCAAUUCAACACUUUUUUCUCCAUAGGGAAACAUAGUUGCCAGCAUUCUCUCCAGGCGGACGGGGAAAAUCCCUUGGCGGAUUGGCAACUAGUCAGAUUCGUGCGCCAAGCGGUUAUGUAGUUGCUCAAGAAAAAAUUAUUGGAAAUUAUGAAAGAUAAAAUAUCUCUCUCCAAGGGCGUAUCUCUACUACACACCUAGGUUAAUAUGGCUUUUAAGGGAAUUGGAAUUUCUUCGUGGGGCUUUGGAUUUACUACUACAGAUCCCAAGCUCCACUCUAAAAUAUUAGUUUUAUGUGGCUUUUAAGCCAACUGGAAAUUAAAAUUUCGAGGUGGUGCUUUGGGUUCAAUGCUACAGAUCCCAAGUUCCGUUCAUGAAAUACGGAGAAUGCAUUAAACCCUUUGCAGUCUGUAGUGUAAAUAUACCCUUGGGGUGAGUUCGGAAAUGAGCGUCGCGGAUAAACAUCGGAUGUCGGGAUCAACCCACCGAUUCCUGUUGGCAACUAUGUUAUUUUUCUAUUACAAUGGUUCUUUUACCUUUUGUCCGUCGGACCAUGUCCUUCCAGCACUUUCGCCCCUCCUUGUAAUUCUGUCCUCCCCAACUUUUAUUUAUUUAUUUUUUUGAAUAGAGAAAUAAGCAAUAUGGUAUGCAUGUACUUUGACACAGAGCAACUACAAAAACAAAGACAAAAAAAAUUGUUUAAGAAUGCAUUUGCACACUGACAAAACGGUAAGACUUGUCAAAGAGAUUAGAAAGUUAGUCUUUUUUCUAAAAAAAAGAAAAGAAAUAUAUAUACAGAUAUAUAUAUAUAUAUACAUAUAUAUAGCUAGAGCUAUAUGAUUUAGUCUCAUCUUUGUUUUUUAAACACAGUCAAGCAAAAGAGAAAAAAAACCUAAUCUCAGGGCCCAUGAAUGGAAAACGAUAUUGUGUUCAUCUGUGUCUGUCUUACAGAGACCAAGGCUGGCUUCCACCACGGACUCCUCCUCCUCCUCCCUUGCCAAAUCCCAUAGAAAGGAGUGGAAGGGUUCCCAUUGCUCAUUGAGGCUCCACUUGUUCCCAAACUGGGAGAUGUAGUGUGCAACUGGGAAUGGAGAAAUAUGCCCCAGGAAAGGGCGAGGUAGAUGGGGCAUUGGUGGCCCAUCUCCAUCUCUUCAUAGAGACUGUGGAGACCACACUAGUCUCCAUCAGAAUCAUGGGGGGCUUCUGUAGGACCCCUACCAGGUGACACAGGUUGGGAGAGAGGGAGCGUUCUCUUGGCAUUUCUGCAUCAUGGCCAAUCUGGCAUUGAACCUCUGAGGAACCUUUGAGGAACCUCAAACCAAUCCUGGACCCCAGCGCCCAAUCUAUCAGAGGACCUCUUGACUGGUUGGAAUCUAUUAGGGAUCUCCAACCUAUCAGGGACUUUGGUGUCCAACCUAUGAAGAUACCUUAGGAAGGCAUCCAACCUAUCAGAGAUGUCUGAUGUCCAACCUAUCAGGAACACCAGUGUCCACCUAUUGAGCUUCUCUGAUAUCUAUAGGUACUUCUGAUAGGUUGGAACCUAUUGGUACUUCUGAUAGGUUGGAACCUAUUGGUACUUCUGAUACGUUGGAGCCUAUUGUUACCUCUGAUGGGUUGGAACUGAUUGGGGGACCCCAGGUGUCCAGCCAAGCCAUGGCCAAGUCUCUCUUCCAACCAGAUAGUUCUCCUAUCUAGGGGUCAACCUGUCCCAGCCAUGGAGGAAUGUUCUCUUUUUCCUCGGGCCUCUCCCUAUGCAUGGAAGAAGUUUGUAAUGGGUUCUUCCGGUUGUUGUCGUGUGCUUCUUUGGAGGAGACAUUCCGGUGUGGAGUCUGUUGGCACUGCAGCCAAAAAAAGCAGACCUGGAUGGAUAGCACUUUAUGGUUGAUGUCACUUUAAAAAAGGUUCACUUUAGUCUCAAAAGAGUCUUGUUGUCUGUAGGAAAGAGGCAAGAGGGUUUGGGCAGCAGAUAGGGUCAGGGGUGCAUGCUUCCUUCUUGUUGGCCUCGACCCUAGUCUUAGUUCCAACAGCAGUAGACCCAUCAAUGGGAUUGACCCAAGUGUUGACUUGCCAUUUAUCAAUAGAAUGGGUCUACUCAAUUGGAAACCAGUGCAGUAGACCCAUCAAUGGGAUUGACUCAAGAGUUGAGUCACCAGUAGAAUCAGUCUACUCUAAUGAGACCAGUGCAGUAGACCCAUCAAUGGGAUUGACCCAAGUGUUGACUCGCCAUUCAUCAAUGGAAUGGGUCCACUCUAUUGGGAACCAGUAGAGUCAACCCAUUAGUGGGAUUGAUCCAAGUUUUGACUUGCCAUUCAUCAAUGGAAUGGGUCCACUCUAUUGGACACCAGUGCAGUAGACCCAUCAGUGGGAUUGACCCAAGUGUUGAAUCACCAUUCAUCAACAGAAUGGAUCUACUCCAUUGGAAAACCAGUGUAGUAGAUCCAUCAAUGGGAUUGACCCAAGUGUUGACUCACCAUUCAUCAAUGGAAUGGGUCCACUCUAUUGAGAACCAGUAGAGUCAACCCAUCAGUGGGAUUGAUCCAAGUGUUGAAUCUCCAUUCAUCAAUGGAAUGGGUCUACGCCAUUAGAAACCAGUGCAGUAGACCCAUCAAUGACGUUGAUCCAAGUGUUGAAUCACCAUUCAUCAACGGAAUGGGUCUACUCUAUUGGGAACCAGUAGAGUCAACCCAUCAACGGGAUUGAUCCAAGUGUUGAAUCACCAUUCAUCAACGGAAUGGGUCUACUCAAUUGGAAACCAGUGCAGUAGACCCAUCAAUGAGGUUGAUCCAAGUGUUGAAUCACCAUUCAUCAACGGAAUGGGUCUACUCUGUUGGGAACCAGUAGAGUCAACCCAUCAACGGGAUUGAUCCAAGUGUUGAAUCACCAUUCAUCAACGGAAUGGGUCUACUCAAUUGGAAACCAGUGCAGUAGACCCAUCAAUGGGAUUGACCCAAGUGUUGACUCACCAUUCAUCAAUGGAAUGGGUCCACUCUAUUGGGAACCAGUAGAGUCAACCCAUCAAUCAGAUUGAUUCAAGUGUUGAAUCUCCAUUCAUCAAUGGAAUGGGUCUACUCAAUUGGAAACCAGUGCCGUAGACCCAUCAAUGACGUUGAUCCAAGUGUUGAAUCACCAUUCAUCAACGGAAUGGGUCUACUCUAUUGGGAACCAGUAGAGUCAACCCAUCAACGGGUUGAUCCAAGUGUUGAAUCACCAUUCAUCAACGGAAUGGGUCUACUCAAUUGGAAACCAGUGCAGUAGACCCAUCAAUGGGAUUGACCCAAGUGUUGAAUCAUCAUUCAUCAACGGAAUGGGUCCACUCUAUUGGGAACCAGUAGAGUCAACCCAUCAGUGGGGUUGACCGAAAUAUUGACUUGUUGUUCAACAAUGAAUUGAAUGGGUCUACUCCAUUGGGACCAGUACAGUAGAUCCAUCAAUGUGAUUGAACCAAGUAUUGAGUCACCGUUAAGAAAUUGAUUGAAUGGGUCUACUCCAUUGGGACCCAUUAAUGGGAUUGACCCAAGUAUUGAGUCACCGUUAAGACACUGAUUGAAUGGGUCUACUCCGUUGGGACCAAGGCAUAGGAUCCAAGGACCAGGUGGAUCAUGACCCCUUUCCUUGUUCAGCCCAAACCGAUCCUACAUUCCAGGGAGAAGAUUCUGGAGAGACCCGUUUGGGGACUGAAGCCAAAAAAUUAGGGGGGAAAGGAAACGUAGGCCCAAUGCAUUGCACUUGUCCGGUGUUGGUUUUCAUGUCCAGAUACUUCAGUUUUGUUGCGCGGUUGCUUAUAUUUUGUAACGAAUUGGGUUUGUAGAAAACACACACACACACAACUUCCACCGUCCGACAUCGCAACUCUUAAAUCUCGACACAAAUUUUCGGUGUUUCUUAUUUCCGACCCCAAAGGUCUUUGUGUAUGGAGCACGCGUCUGUGAAGCCGUCGAGACUUUGUGACCUUAACUUGAAUCCUCAGUGUGUCCAUGUCUCUCCUGUGUUGGUGAUGAUAACUCAGGGCUGUAUAGUAUCUCUCCCUCCCUUGUCCUUUCUCAUUGCUCCGAAAAACGGAUCCUCGUUGCCAAAACAAUGCUCACUCGUUUGUUUACAACCAAACGUCGGUGUUCGUUGUCCUGAACCUAUGACGCCAGCAGCCAUAGAUGUGGAAUGGACUCAACCAGGAAUGCCGCUCCAUCUUGUUUUCCCCACAGCACUUCUUUCCGGUGAAAUGCCAUCUAUAUCUGUAAGCAUGUUUGGACCUUUCAUUUCUCAAAAUGCAUCUGAAAUACUCGAGAUCUGCACCUGAUUUAUAUAAUCCCAUAGAUCACGGCUGGGGAGUUUCCCGCAAAAGAUGAAUUCUGAUCCCAAAUGGAUGUUUUCCCCCUUCCGUCUCCAAAUUUCUAGCAUCGAGACACCGAAAAGUUUGAACUUCUCUUUGCUGUGUUUGCAUUGCCUUGUGGUCACUUUGCUUGUUGCUUUGGAUGCUUGGUUCUAAAUGUUCAAAGGAGAAUUUAGGUUUCUGCCAUGUUAGUCAUGUCAGAGUGGAAGGGAAAUCUCAUUGUGGGAAUCGUUCUGGUUUGGGGAGGAAAUGCCAUCAUUUUGCCUCUGCCCCAUAGUUACAUCCCCGCCGGACUCAAUAUUAUAUCGAUAUGCAGUAUGCGAAUCUACUUUGCCUUUUCUUCGAAACGAGGAGAGGAACACAGAUCGUAAUUUGUCAAUAUCACAUUAUCCCCGUGGAUCGAUUUUGCGAAACCGGGUCUUUCAGGAAUCCUAGAGGUCAUAUGCAAAGACAUAGCUGCCUUAGUCGGGAUCCGUGGUGAAAAGGGUUUCUUGUUGCAUCUUGGCAUCGAAGAAAACAGUCUAUGAAAGCUAACAAUUCCUUUUUUUCCCCAUUGAAAGUACAGUAGAGUAAAUCCUCAGCCAAGGGCAGGCGGAGCAUUUUCCAAUUUCUAGUUUCACGAUAAAACCCAAACAGCAAAAUUAGGAUCACAAUGGGUGCCCGUAUUUUACUCCAAUGCAGAAAUUGACAUCUUUCCUCCUCAAAUAUCAUGCUUGCAUUUCUUGCAUGAACCAUAACCAGCUACAGUAGAGUCUCAGUUAUCCAAGCUAAACGGGCCAGCAGAAGCUUGGAUAAGCGAAUAUCUUGGAUUAAGGAAAAGCCUAUUAAACAUCAAAUUAGGUUAUGAUUUUACAAAUUAAGCACCAAAACUUCAUGUUAUACAACAAAUUUGACAGAAAAGGUAGUUCAAUGCGCAGUAAUGUUAUGUUGCAAUUACUGUAUUUACGAAUGUAGCACCAAAAUAUCAUGAUAGAUUGAAAACAUUGACUACAAAAAUGGCUUGGAUUAUCCAGAGGCUUGGAUAAGUGAGACACUACUGUAUGUCAUAUUUAGAUCCGUUGUGUGCUCUCCUAUGGCUGAGUUUGCUCCUCAGAAGGCUUGCAAGGGAAUGCCCAUUAAAAGUCACCAUAAGGUGAAUGAGAAUGAGAAUAGGAAGGACAAUUUUGCCAGAUUAUUUUCAUCCUUUAGAAACUCCAUACUAAAUACCAAAAGAUUAGAUUUUGGCCUUAGAAGAUAACCAUGGAAAGUCAUAUAUUGUGCUCUAAAUGUCAACUUUUGUUACGAAAAUGGUGGUCCAUGGGCUGGUAGUGGUCCGUCUGCAGCGACUUUCUACGAAAGGUUGAAAGAGUGGAAGCAAAUGGGGAAAAUAACCCUGCCCCUCCACUGGGAAAAUGCUCAUAUCAGCCACUAUUUUGGGUUAUUUAGGCUGCUGUUCUUUAAAAAACCAUGGUUAGAAUUCAGGAUUAGACUGAUGAAGAUGUACCGGGAGUAAUAUUGUUGUAGCGGAAGUGCUAUUCCUAUAUAGUGCUGAUUAUAUUGUCGAGAUUGUAACUGCCCCCCUAAAAUGUAUUGUAUUUCUUCAGUUCUAAGCCAUGCUUUUUUUCCUAGACAAAAAUGGAAUCACCAGGUGUAUCUUAUGUAUUUUUGUUGGCAGUUGUGGUACCAAAAUUGCAACCAUUGAAGAAAUACGGUGCAUUAUGAGGCACCCGUUCCAUGGAGGGAAGGGGUCCUCUUCCUUUUGGUGAUCCGAACUGUCGGAUCAGAACCAGGACCCCUCUUGCAGCUUUGCAAUUGAGGGAGAAUGGGGUGAAACGUCAAUCACAGAGACCCCCUUCUCUCCAUGCAGAGUAGAUAUGAAUUGUGAACCAGGUUAUGCAACUAAUGUCAUUACAUAACCAAGUGGCGCAUGGAGAAUUCCAACCUGGGCUGCCAUUCUUAAUUCAUUGCGCUGUUUUAAUCAUCCUCGUGAGCCUUUUGUGGCAAGAAAAUGACUCAAUGUUUCACCCCGUUGCCGUGUUAUAUGCAUGCAGAGCCUCCUUGGAUCCUUUUCUCUGAUAUAGUUUGAGGGUUGUGUUUGUAGUAUUGUCCAUCGGUGAAUGAGCAGGUGCAUUUGUAACAACGUCGAGGAACGCCAUGGGAGCAAAUUGUGCACCGCCUCUCCGUCUGGGCUCCGUCUCCGUCGCGGCAUUGGGUCAUUGACCCAAAGCAGAGGAGCAUGACUCAUGCCGCCGAGAACACUUUCCGCGGAUUCGGAAUAUGCUAAUGUUCCCAACUCCUCGGAGUUUAAUAGCUGUAAUGUAACCUUGUCCAACAAGACCACAUUUAGAUCUCAUCCGAUCAUUACAAAUUCGGGUCAUUCGAGAAGUGUCCUCGUGGCACUCCCUUGUAACACGAAUUGCUUCUCCGAGUCCACGACUCUCAUCCUUCCUAUCAUUUCCGAGGACUCGAAAUGAUUCAUUUCUUCUCCCCACCCAGUCCGAUCUCAUUGUUCUUUUCCAUCCUCGCUCCGUCUUUCCCGCUUCCGACUUUGCUCCAAAAGGCUUUGAAUCUGUAGUUCUAUUUAGAGCAGAGAGAAAAGCGUUCGGCAGCCUUUAAAGUUCUUAUUUGACUUGAUCUAACCACGACGCAGAAGUGCUAAAUCAUCAGCCAAGGGCAGGCGGAGCAUUUUCCAAUUUCUAGUUUCACAAUAAAACCCAAACAGCAAAAUUAGGAUCACAACGGGUGCUCAUAUUUUACUCCAGUGCGGGAAUUGACAUCUUUCCUCCUCAAAUAUGCUUGCAUUUCUCUACAGUAGAGUCUCACUUAUCCAAGCUAAACAGGCCGGCAGAACCUUGGAUAAGCAAAUAUCUUGGAUAAUAAGGAGGGAUUAAGGAAAAGCCUAUUAAAUAUCAAAUUAGGUUAUGACAUCUUUGAAAUUGACAUCUUUCCUCCUCAAAUAUCAUGCUUGCAUUUCUUGCAUGAACCAUAACCAGCUACAGUAGAGUCUUACUUAUCCAAGCUAAAUGGGCCGGCAGAACCUUGGAUAAGUGAAUAUCUUGGAUAAUAAGGAGGGAUUAAGGAAAAGCCUAUUAAAUAUCAAAUUAGGUUAUGACAUCUUUGAAAUUGACAUCUUUCCUCCUCAAAUAUCAUGCUUGCAUUUCUUGCACGAACCAUAACCAGCUACAGUAGAGUCUUACUUAUCCAAGCUAAAUGGGCCGGCAGAACCUUGGAUAAGUGAAUAUCUUGGAUAAUAAGGAGGGAUUAAGGAAAAGCCUAUUAAAUAUCAAAUUAGGUUAUGACAUCUUUGAAAUUGACAUCUUUCCUCCUCAAAUAUCAUGCUUGCGUUUCUUGCAUGAACCAUAACCAGCUAUAGUAGAGUCUCACUUAUCCAAGCUAAACGGGCCGGCAGAAGCUUGGAUAAGCGAAUAUCUUGGAUAAUAAUACCCUAGCACUCGGAGCUUAUGUUUGUUUGUCUUUGCUCUAUGUUAAAAGGCAUUGAAUGUUUGCCUAUACAGUAGAGUCUCACUUAUCCAACAUAAACGGGCCGGCAGAACGUUGGAUAAGCGAAUAUGUUGGAUAAUAAGGAGGGAUUAAGGAAAAGCCUAUUAAACAUCAAAUUACAUUAUAAUUUUACAAAUUAAGCACCAAAACAUCAUGUCAUACAACAAAUUUGACAGAAAAAGUAGUUCAAUAUUCUUUUUUUAUGACUUGUUUAUUGUACUAGCCAUAGGCCAUGACAUCAGAGUUCAAUAUUCAGUAAUGCUAUGUAGUAAUUACUGUAUUUACAAAUUUAGCACCAAGAUAUCAUGAUGUAUUGAAAACAUUGACUACAAAAAUGCGUUGGAUAAUCCAGAAUGUUGGAUAAGCGAGUGUUGGAUAAGUGAGACUACUGUAUGUGUAAUGUGAUCCACCCUGAGUCCCGUUCGGGGUGAGAAGGGCGGACUAUAAAUGCUGUAAAUAAAUAAAUAAA